AUGCCCUCGACUCUCCGCACGUUACAAAAAUGCGCAUUCAAUACCUCAGUUCCGACUUCACCCUCACUCGAAUCCUCAAAUCGCCCUGAUGCUGACUGCCACGCAACACGCACAAGCAUCGACACCAGCAGCAGCGGCAGCCAAAGCGAAAGCCCGUCAACGGUAUACAUAAAUCCACAUCGCGCAAAACGAAUAUGGCCACCAGAUGUCUCGAAAUUAUCGCGAAAGCAGCAGUUCAGAUUAGAGCGGAAAUACAGAAGGCGGGCGAAAUUGAAAUGGGCACGCCCUACAUGGACUAAGUGGACAAAGUUGGUACAGUGGGCGGCUAUUAGCUGGGUUAUGGUAUAUUGUGUAUUGUUCCUGGACUUGGAGGAAAAGGCAAACCCAUUCCAACCAAUCCGAGAUUAUGUCCAUCAAUCCUUGAAGGGCCUCCUUUCAACUGCUCCCCAGCCUUCAUUCCAGAAGGAGCCAACCAAGCCUGCCCCAAAGGCCGCUAAAAAUGAUUCUUGA
Molecule: messenger RNA, 510 nt
Organism: Histoplasma mississippiense
Lineage: Eukaryota; Fungi; Ascomycota; Eurotiomycetes; Onygenales; Ajellomycetaceae
Exons: 3
Coding region: 1-510 (169 amino acids)
Source: RefSeq, a predicted model, not a curated record